Messenger RNA from Komagataella phaffii GS115, 1143 nucleotides. RefSeq lists its product as uncharacterized. Gene Ontology annotation, biological process: protein import into peroxisome matrix, docking. Gene Ontology annotation, cellular component: peroxisomal importomer complex; peroxisome; peroxisomal membrane. The record is from RefSeq and is a predicted model, not a curated record. Bases 1 to 1143 code for a protein of 380 amino acids. Lineage: Eukaryota; Fungi; Ascomycota; Pichiomycetes; Pichiales; Pichiaceae. The transcript has a single exon. Gene Ontology annotation, molecular function: protein binding.
AUGAGUGACUCAUCAGCUCCUGAUUUACCUUCCAAACCCUCCAGCCUAAAUGCUGGCCAAUCUUCCUCCCUUCAAACAACAAACACUGGGAUAGGUAUGGGCUCCGGUAUGGGAUCUGGAAUGGGUAUGGGAACGUAUGGAAACUCGUAUGGUUCAUCCUACGGUGGUGGAUAUGGCUCUUCCAUGUACGGUUCUGGCGGUUAUGGAAUGGGCGGUUAUGGUUCAUCUAUGUAUGGUGGAUCUCGUUACGGUAUGGGUAGUUAUGGUAUGGGUGGCUAUGGGAUGGGAGGAUACGGCAUGGGCAUGAACACUGGAAUGAAUGGCAUGGGGAUGGCCGGUUCUUUGGCCCAAGGCUCGGAGGCUACUUUCCAACUUAUAGAGAGCAUCAUUGGUGCUGUUGGAGGGUUCGCACAGGUAUUGGAAGCUACUUACAUGGCCACCCAUUCUUCAUUUUUCACAAUGAUAUCCAUGGCAGAUCAACUAUCUCAUCUGAAAACGGCACUGGGAUCCAUGCUUGGAAUAUAUACAGUGAUCAACUGGUUGAAACGAAUCAUGGCCAAGUUGAUGGGGGUGAAAAACAAGUUAACCCCAGAUGAAUUCAGAAAAUUCCAAGAAAAGCAGAUGAAGAAGCUGUCUAACAGUAACAACACUGGUGGACCUAACAAGAAUACCAAUAAAUUAUCCCUCAAACCUCUCCUUUUGUUUUUAGCUGCUGUGGUGGGAUUUCCGUAUCUUUUAAAGAAAUUAAUUGCUCAUCUUGCUGAGACCAGUCAAAUGAAUGGAAACUUUAUUACCAGUGGUGGAAGUUUACAAGGCAACCUAGAUCCCACGAAGUUGGAGUUUGCAAGGGCCCUUUACGAUUUCAAUCCUGAGAAUGAAGAAAUGGAGUUGAAACUUGCUAGAGGUGAGCUCAUUGCCAUUCUAUCAAAAACAGAACCAAAUUCCAACCAGGAGUCUACUUGGUGGAAAUGCAGAAGUCGGGAUGGUAAGGUUGGAUUUGUACCUUACAAUUACGUCGAAAUCAUUGAACGACAUCAACGACCCGUGCCUGAGGCUCAGGAAGAACCUGCCGCUGCAGUACUAGCGGAACGACAACAACAACCAAUAAUUGACUCUACAGAAUUUCAGAAGAUGAAGACAUAA